Messenger RNA from Phragmites australis (common reed), 3175 nucleotides. Its product is annotated as ubiquitin carboxyl-terminal hydrolase 23-like. Lineage: Eukaryota; Viridiplantae; Streptophyta; Magnoliopsida; Poales; Poaceae. The coding region runs from base 212 to 2929 and encodes 905 amino acids. The transcript is spliced from 11 exons. Gene Ontology annotation, molecular function: cysteine-type endopeptidase activity; cysteine-type deubiquitinase activity. The record is from RefSeq and is a predicted model, not a curated record. Gene Ontology annotation, cellular component: nucleus; cytosol. Gene Ontology annotation, biological process: protein deubiquitination.
UGACCGCCUCCCACAUCCUCCUCCCCCUCGCGUCGCGAACGGCGGCCGAAAAAAAAGAAGCGCCGCACACCAAUCCUCCCCUUCCCUAUCGAUCGAACCAGCAAGUUUUAGUCCGAAAAAAUUCCCCCAAAAAUUCAGGCGAAGUGCUAACCCCUCGCGUGCCGGAUCUCGUAGUACUGUACGGGUGCAGCUAAGGCGCGUCACCCUAGGUAUGGCGGAAGUGUCGACGGCGCCGGCGCCGGAGGGGGUGCUGCACAGGAGGAUAGAGUUCCACCUCGCGUGGAGGCCGCACUCGGCGUUGGCUGUCGGGGGAGGUGGGUUCCGGAUGGAGACGCUGAAUCCGUUUGCUGCGGCGGUAGGGAGAAGCGAAGGGGAGGCGAGGAGGCCGGAGAAAGGGGAGGCCGGCGGGAUGGAUCCGGAGCUCAGCGUCGCCAGGAUCUACCUAGGGAGAAUUGGUGCUGGUUUGCAAAAUCUUGGGAACACCUGCUACCUCAACUCUGUUCUGCAAUGCUUGACAUACACGGAGCCAUUCGCAGCCUAUUUGCAGAGCGGGAAGCACAAGUCCUCAUGUCGCACUGCUGGAUUUUGUGCACUAUGUGCUCUUCAGAAUCACGUCAAGACUGCUCUUCAGUCAACGGGAAAAAUAGUGACACCAUCACUAUUUGUCAAGAACUUGCGCUGCAUUUCUCGUAGUUUCCGCAAUUCAAGGCAAGAAGAUGCACAUGAAUUAAUGGUUAAUUUGCUGGAGUCCAUGCAUAAAUGCUGUUUACCUUCUGGAGUACCAAGCGAGUCUCAAAGUGCUUAUGACAAAAGCUUAGUUCACAAAAUAUUUGGUGGCCGCCUUAGAAGUCAGGUGAAAUGCACACGAUGCUCACAUUGUUCCAACAAAUUUGAUCCUUUCUUGGAUCUCAGUCUUGAUAUUGCCAAGGCCACUACUUUGGUGCGGGCACUUCAAAAUUUCACUGAGGAAGAGCUAUUAGAUGGGGGUCAAAAGCAAUACCAGUGCGAACGCUGCAGGCAGAAAGUUGUAGCAAAGAAGAGGUUUACAAUUGAUAAAACUCCAAAUGUUUUGACAAUUCAUCUGAAGCGUUUCAGCCCGUUCAACCCUCGUGAAAAGAUUGACAAAAAAGUGGACUUCCAACCAAUUCUCGACUUGACACCAUUUGUUAGUGAUUCUAAAGGUACAGAUUUUAAAUACAGUCUUUAUGGUGUCUUAGUUCAUGCUGGUUGGAACACUCAAUCAGGUCAUUACUAUUGCUUCGUUCGUACGUCCAGUGGGAUGUGGCACAAUCUUGAUGAUAACCAGGUACGCCAAGUUCGGGAGGCUGAUGUAUUGAAACAGAAGGCUUAUAUGUUAUUUUAUGUACGUGACAGUGUUGGAAACUCAAUGGUGCGCAAAGAUAAUGGCACUGCUAAUGUGCCAGCAAAGAAAACUCCUGAAAAAAUCUCGUGUCUGAAUGGUAUAAUCCAAAGUGGUGUAAAAACACCAAAAUUGAAUGGCUCCUCAUCUCCAUUUGGUGAUAAGAUAAUGCACAACAUAAGCAAUGGCUACUCUAGCAUUUUCGGCAAAAUUUCACCAGACCAUUGCUUAAAGAAUGAUUUAAAAACCGAAGGUGCUGCAGCUUCUCAAAACAGUGUCCUGCCUUCCGCACAGCAAACUCUUAUACGUCAAAAUGAUGCUGCUACCUUGCCCACUAAAUCAGUGGGAUUUGCUGAAAGUGGCCAGAAGGAGACAUCUUCCUCACAUCAACCUGUGUCGCUUAUCAAUACUAGUGGUAAACCACACAGGUCUUUGCUGGGACUGCAACCAAAGGCUGACACGGGGAAAAUUAUUUCUGUUGUCUCACCCAUGGCUAAUGGUGCUGCUACAUUGUCUAAAACAGAUACACAAACUUCUCAACCUCAAACAGCUACAUUUUCCAAGUCAGCUGCCCAUGUAAAUGACACAGACACAGGGUUUACUGCACGGACUUUGUCAAAGAAGGAUGCUAUUGUUUCAAAUGGUGUCAUGCCUAGCAAUGGAUGUCUAACUUCCAGUGAGAAAGUGAAGGACUUGCAGAAGUCUCAGAAGCAAGCUAAUGAAACUGCAAAAGCACUUCCUUUGAGCCAGAAUAACAUUGCACCAGGACUUUCACAAGUCGAUUGUGGAAGACAGAUCUGCUCUGGAGGUUCUGUGCAGGUUGCUGUGGCUGAUUCAUGCAAUGGCACUAUAGCUAAAAAGGCGAAUUUGAAGUCAAAGUUUGUGAGGUAUCCUGUUGUGAACAUGUGGUUAGGGUCCAGACAACUGUUGGUAGCCUCACUAAAGCUAGGAAAGAAAACGAAAUGCAAGAGAACUAGAAGACGAUCUAUAGCUUGUUUAGGUGACAGCAUCAAUGAGCAGUCGACAUCAACAUCGGCAACUGUGCCAUCUGAAGCUGUAGAAUGUACUUCCGGCCGGGGGAAACGUGCAUAUGCUAGUGCAAGUCCCGAAGACAGGCAGAAGGUUUUAGGAGCCUGUGUUGGUGCUGGUACAAGUUCAACUUUUGCUAGGGCUGACCUUUCAAAGUUGGGUCCAAGCACUUCUGCAGAUCAGACACAAUCAGAGAUACAAGUAGAUGCUAAGUUGGGAGUUUCCCAACCUGUCAGUAUUCGUGCGACAGACUUGAUGGAAGCUACUGUUCCAUGCUGGGAUGACAUUGACGUGCCAAAUACCAAGGUUGCAGAGUCGCAACGUUCAAAACGCAAGAGCAUUGGCUACAUCUUAGAUGAGUUGGAUGAGGAGUAUGAUCGAGGAAAGACAAAGAAAGUCCGAAAUUCAAAGGAAGUUUUUGAUGGGACAAACCCCUUCCAGGAGGAGGCAAACUGUGUAACGCAGCGGAGGAUGAAACAGAAAAUUUACCAAGGUAAAUCUUGGAAUAAGUCUAACAGGUUAGACGAGUUGAGAAUAUGAAGACACUCCCAAGAAGCGCAAGCUGUUGUUGUACCACCCUAUUUAUGAAGAAAUCAUUCGUUGUUCUUUGUCACUACGUUGUUUUAACAGUUUUGACAGACAUUUGAACCUGUAUUCGAUUGUAACUGAUUCUGUAUCGGAACAACGUGAGAUAAUGUUUUCAUACCUGCUGUUUGUUGUUUACUGAGUGAGCAAUAUGAUGCUGACGAAUAAUACGAGUGGUGUUGCCAUGUUAGCCUUGUGAAA